CUCAUGUUCGGUGUCCGGUGAGGUUCUUGGCCGGCAACUUUAGCACAGCCGCCCUUCUUCAUGCCGCAAUUCCUCAAUGUUCCUGGUCCAUCACAGGAGCCUCUCCAUCACAAGAUCAGACAGCUCUCGAUACGACUAUCGAGGUGGGGCUCACUCGUCAGAGGGAUGCUAGGUGAAGAGUUGUUGGGCGCUUUGGAGCCCGCUCAUCACUUAGCCAAAACUAUUCACCAAUCCAAAGUGGUUGAAUAUCUGGAAAUAAGUAGACCUGCAAGCAAGUACUUCGCUCGUACAGUUAUGGCGCUGUCACUCCGGUGAUACAGGGUGUGCAUCGCUGGCUCAACGUAGGAACGCCUCCAGACCACAAAGACCUCGUAUGCGAUCCAGAUGGCCAGAAACGGUGUGGCAAGAAUUACGAAAGGAGCAGUGACCGGUAUGAUGAGGAUGAACAUGCUCCACACGCCCCAUGGUGUGCGAGAGAGGCCUCGACUCCGGGCACCGUUCACGGUGAGCGCGGAAUCGGUGAGCACGAACAUGCAGUUUCCGGCGGUGACACCCUGCAGACUAGCAAGAACCAGAUAUAGAACAGCC
Baudoinia panamericana UAMH 10762 is the source of this 588-nucleotide messenger RNA. RefSeq lists its product as uncharacterized. Lineage: Eukaryota; Fungi; Ascomycota; Dothideomycetes; Mycosphaerellales; Teratosphaeriaceae. The coding region runs from base 61 to 315 and encodes 84 amino acids. The transcript is spliced from 2 exons. The record is from RefSeq and is a predicted model, not a curated record.